UAUUGCUUACAAUAUGUUAACAGUUUUUAUUUUGGUAGUCUCUUUCAGUAUUUAUCCAACGGUAUGGCCGCUAAAUUUGUAAAUGAAGUGGAACGCAUCUCCCCGAAAAAAUGCGAGAACCUCGAUUAUGGGAAGACUUACCUCGAAAGGUUGACCAAAAUGCGUAUCAAUCAGAAGCUCUUUGAUUUUUCUCUGGACGUAGAUGGUGAGCUCAUCUACGUGCACAAACUUGCACUCGCUAUUGCCUCUGAUUACUUCGCCGCGAUGUUUGAAGCUGAUAUGAAGGUAAGGAAGGAAGGGACUGUCAAGCUGCAGGAUGUGGACGUAGUUGCCGUUAAGGUACUUGUUGACUAUAUCUACAGCGGGGUCAUCACGCUUACUGAAGGUAACGUCGAAGCGGUAUUAUCUGCAUCCGACUUAUUCCAGAUCGUUUGGGUGAAAGAGCAAUGUGCCCUACUUCUUAAAAACAACGUGAACCGAGAAAAUUGUUGUCGAGUGCGAAAACUCGCAGAUAUGCACUCUUGCAAAGACUUGCAGGGAGUUUGCCAUCAAUAUAUUUUGGAUAAUUUCGAUGAUUUAGUUGCCGAAGAGCAUCUACAGUUCUUGUCAUUUGACGAGAUCAAGGAAUUGAUAAAGGACGUGCAAAACAUAGUCCAAUUUGAAGACAUUGCUUAUAAGGCUGCAAUAAAUUGGGUCAAACACGACCUAGAGAGAAGAAGAGUUCAUCUCGCGGAGCUCAUGAGCCAGAUACGUUUACCUCUUGUCAGCUCGAAAUUCUUGAGAGAUCACAUUGUUGGUGAACCUCUGCUUACAGAAGAUGAAAAAUGCAAUAAAUUCUUAAUUGAAGUCUUAGCUUAUCAGUUAACGAAAGUUACUCAACUACAUGAAAAAAGCCAAACAGAAACAAUGCAUAGCAACGAAAACUUACAUGUGUUGUUGGGCGGUGGCACAAUGGACCUUGUGACGGGCAUAAAAGAAUGCAAAAUGUACGACAUUUCGAAGAAAUGCUUGGUUUCUAUCAUAAGUAUGAAUGAGGAUAGAUUUUGUAAUUCAUUGGUCCCCGCACACAAUCGAAUUUAUACACUGGGUGGAUAUAACGGCGGUGCUUUAAAUACCGCUGAAUAUUAUGAUCCCGUCAGUAAGCGGUGGAUUUACGUCGCACCUAUGAAUAAUAGUAGAUAUGGUUUUGGCAGUUGCACAUAUAAUGAUUUGGUUUACGUUGUUGGUGGAUACUGUACCUGCACGGUCGAAAGCUAUCAUUCUGCAACAAACACAUGGUACUUGUGUAAGAAUAUCCCUGUAACAGUCGGUCUUUUCAAUCGGGCGACAGUGGAAGAAAAUAGCAUAUACAGUCUGACUCGGGAAACUAAUGGCAAAAAUGCCCUUUUUCGCUUUGACCCGAGAGAGGACAAAUGGUGCGUUUUAAACGUGAUGCCAGCAAGAUCUGCUCAAUAUGAGCUUAUAUCGUAUGAGCGAACAUUAUUUGCUAUGGGAAAAAACGAUUGUAAACGGCUCGACAUACGAAGAAAUAAAUGGGAACCUAUGCCCAAAAUGUUGUCUAAUAGGAUUGGCUUCUCGAUUGUGGCAGCAGCAAAAAAUAUUUAUGCAUUUGGCGGAGAAGAAGGUAACUUCCGCUUCGUUAAAACCGUGGAACGCUUUAACAUAAACAAUAAUGAGUGGACAAUUAUUGACCCCAACGGAAUGCAACAAUGUCGCGGGGGAGCUGCGGUUCUCCCCCGAGAUCUCGACUUCAAUUAAAUAGUGGGAAGAGCACAUCCAUCUUUGCACUUUCCAUAAGUUAUCUUCAAGUUCAUCAAUUGCACCUACCAUUUAAUUACCAUUUCUUGCCAGAAAAUGUGAUCUGCCGAACCUCAACAACUGUUGACCCGUCUAAUAACGAGAAAGAUAUUAAUGUGCGCAAAAUAAAAUUACAAGAAAAUUAACCGUAAGGCCAUCUCAGAGUCAUCUCUUAGCAAAAAUAUGACAUAAUAGUGAAUGCAUGAUAUCGAAGGAGUGUGUCCGAAAUAGACAGCAAUAUGUUCGAUAAAUAGACAAAGUUACCAGAAAUCAGACAAUGAACCGUACAAAAUGAAGAGUGCAC
Messenger RNA from Glossina fuscipes, 2101 nucleotides. RefSeq names its product kelch-like protein 17. The record is from RefSeq and is a predicted model, not a curated record. The transcript has 5 exons. Gene Ontology annotation, molecular function: protein binding. Bases 64 to 1758 code for a protein of 564 amino acids. NCBI's taxonomy places the organism in Eukaryota, Metazoa, Arthropoda, Insecta, Diptera, Glossinidae.